Messenger RNA from Helicoverpa armigera (cotton bollworm), 3882 nucleotides. RefSeq names its product threonine--tRNA ligase 1, cytoplasmic-like. Gene Ontology annotation, biological process: threonyl-tRNA aminoacylation. The record is from RefSeq and is a predicted model, not a curated record. Gene Ontology annotation, cellular component: cytoplasm. The transcript is spliced from 14 exons. The coding region runs from base 74 to 2236 and encodes 720 amino acids. Gene Ontology annotation, molecular function: ATP binding; threonine-tRNA ligase activity. Lineage: Eukaryota; Metazoa; Arthropoda; Insecta; Lepidoptera; Noctuidae.
AACAUUGACUCAAAGGCAGGGUUUUAAACAUUAUAUUUAGUUUGAGAAAGUAUAUUUGUGCGUUAUGUAAGUCAUGAUAAAGUUUAUUGGCAUCCGUGGAGGCUGUGUGGUCCGCUGCAAGGACUACGCAUAUGCCACAUGGUCAAAGGCUAAAGCCAUGAAGGAAAAGAAGAAGAAAACGGAAGAAGGUUCCGGAGGGGUUGCUGAGCUGAACCCUUGGCCGGAAUACAUCCAGAAACGUAUUACCUUGUGGGACAAGUUUAAAGCUCAGUAUGAUGAGCAGCUGGCUAACAAGCCUGAUAUGAGCAUAGUGGUGACCUUACCUGAUGGGAAGACAGUUGAAGCUAAAGCCUGGAAAACUAGCCCUUAUGAUGUUGCUAAAGGAAUUAGCCAGGGUCUGGCAGACUCCACCAUCAUCGCUCGGGUGAACAAUGAGCUUUGGGACCUGGACCGGCCACUGGAGAGUGACUGCAAGUUGGAACUGCUCCGCUGGGAUAAUACAGAUGCUCAGGCUGUGUUCUGGCACUCUUCUGCGCAUAUGCUGGGAGAAGCUAUGGAGAGGGUUUACGGCGGUUGCCUCUGCUACGGACCUCCUAUCGAUGAAGGUUUCUAUUACGACAUGUAUUAUCCAGAAAAAGGGAUCUCAUCAACCGAUUUCCACGUUCUAGAAGGCCUCGUAAAGAAAAUAGCAAAAGAAAAGCAGCCUUUCGAACGUCUAGAGUUGACUAAAGAACAGUUACUGGAAAUGUUUGAUUACAACCCUUUCAAAGUGCGCAUUUUGAACGAGAAAGUUAACACUCCUACUACUACGGUGUAUAGAUGUGGGCCCCUUAUUGAUUUGUGUAGGGGGCCUCAUGUGAGGCAUACGGGGAAGGUUAAGGCCUUGAAGGUCACUAAGAACUCAGCUACCUACUGGGAGGGUAAAGCCGACGCUGAAAGCUUACAGCGUAUCUACGGCGUCUCGUUCCCCGAGCCCAAACAACUGAAGGAGUGGGAGCAUAUACAGGAGGAGGCCGCUAAGAGGGACCAUAGGAAGAUCGGCAGGGAACAAGAGCUGUUCUUCUUCCACGAGCUGUCCCCCGGGUCGUGCUUCUUCCAGCCGCGCGGAGCACACAUAUACAAUACUCUCGUCAACUUCAUUAGAGAGCAAUACAGAAUCCGCGGCUUCCAAGAGGUGGUAACGCCGAACAUGUACAACUCGAAGCUGUGGCAGACGUCAGGCCACUGGGCGCACUACGCCGAGAACAUGUUCUCCUUCGACGUCGAGAAGGAGACCUUCGCGCUCAAGCCCAUGAACUGUCCAGGACAUUGCCUGCUGUUCGACAACCGCACCCGCUCGUGGCGCGAGCUGCCCCUCCGCCUCGCCGACUUCGGCGUGCUGCACCGCAACGAGCUGAGCGGCGCGCUCACCGGCCUCACGCGCGUGCGGCGCUUCCAGCAGGACGACGCGCAUAUAUUCUGUACCCCGCAGCAUAUCGAGCAGGAGAUGAUUGCGUGCCUAGAAUUCUUGGAUCACGUGUACACAACGUUCGGGUUCACUUUCCAAUUGAAACUGUCUACGAGGCCUGAGAAGUACCUAGGAGACCUCGCAACUUGGGACCAGGCUGAAAAGGCUCUAGCAGACUCACUGAACAAAUUCGGUCGACCGUGGCAAUUGAACCCAGGUGAUGGUGCAUUCUACGGUCCCAAGAUAGACAUCACCAUACAGGACGCCUUGAGACGAUCACAUCAGUGUGCUACCAUACAGCUAGACUUCCAGCUGCCCGAGAGAUUCAACCUCACUUAUGUUAGUGAAAGUGGCGACAAGAAGCGUCCAGUCAUCAUACACCGAGCUAUCCUAGGCUCAGUGGAGCGUAUGAUCGCUAUACUGAGCGAGUCGUACGCGGGCAAGUGGCCCUUCUGGCUCAGUCCCCGGCAGGUGUGUGUCGUGCCUGUCGGACCUUCCUUCGAUGACUAUGCUGUGCAUGUGAACCAGCAGCUGUUCGCAGCAGGCUUCAUGUCGGAGGUGGACACGGACGCGGGCGACACGCUCAACAAGAAAGUCAGGAAUGCACAGCUCGCGCAGUUCAACUAUAUCUUAGUUGUCGGCGACCGCGAGAAGACAUCAGGCACAGUUAACGUUCGCACCCGCGACAACAAAGUUCACGGCGAGAUGUCCAUACAGGGACUCAUAGACCAUCUCAACACGCUCGUCAAGAACAAGACCUUGGCUGAAGACAGUGAACUGAUGAAGUAGAGACAAAUGGGGUUUUUGAAUCGUACGUGAAAGUUUAAUGUCGAUGUUUGAAAUAAAAAUAGGUAAUUGUUGGUUGAAUUAGGUUGAUUAUUUUUCCGACCCAAAUAUCGACCAAUAGAAUUGCACCAUUCGACGUCACGUGGUACAACCUACAUGGUAUUAUACUGAAAAUUUUUUGAAUAUUUUCUCUGGUCGUUGCUACGUCAAACUGACAGGUUGUGGCCGACAUUUGGGACGGAAAAAUAAUCUUCGAAUACACACGAGCUUCAUAAUUAUCUGGCAUUUCCCUCAGUUCCUGCAAACAAAUAAAGUCGUCAAGUUUUUCAGGAAAAAUCACUCGCGCUUCGCGCUCGUUAUUUUUUAACCUGAAAAACUUGACUCCUUCAUUUGUUUGCAACGAACCUAUCGGAAAAUACCCGAUAAUUUUGAAGCUCUUGUGGUAUUAUAAGUGAAAAUGUGCAUUUUUAUGAUAUGUAGAAAGUUACAAAAGACAUCUUCAAAACUCCUUUCAAUUAAUGCCAAUCUCAUGAAAUAAUAAUGUUAUUUCGAAAGUCUACAAGCAAUGUUUGUAUUUUUUUUUGGUGUGUUGUGAAAAUUAGACUAGCAGGUAAAUUAUAAAAAUAUCGUAAAAAUUAAUAUAUAAAAGCAUUUAUUUAUUUAUUUAACGAAAAUAAUUAUAUUUCUAUAAAAGAUCUGCUGCUAAAAAGUCUAAUGAAAUAUGAAAUUCAUGCUUCAGAGUAUAUUUAAAUUUCAUCACGAAUGAUUCAAAAACCUACUUUAAGUUUAGAACAAAAAGGGUUAGAUUGAAAUAAAAGUAUUGUUCCAACUUUGUGCAAACUGUCGGAAGUUUUUCAAUUAUUUAUUUAGAACUCUAGAUACUUACGGAUCUAGUUAAAACUAGUUUAAAUAGUAUAUAAGUCACCGAAUUUCAGUUUUAUUGGCAUUUGACUCCCACUGCUGGGCAAAGAAUUCCAUGAACCUCGCAUUUUAUAUGAAUAGGUUAUUCUAAUUUUGAGUGAAAAAAAAAAUAGUGAUGAUUUUGUGUUUUUAGCAAUAAAAUUGAUAUUAAAAUUUUAGCGGUGUUGAGUACUUUACCCAGCGUUGGGCUAGAUUAGGUAAGGUAUGGUUUAAUACUGAAGAAGUUAAUUUCUAGCUUUCUUAUACGGUCCAGUACCAGUGGUAUAUUUUACUGAAUUUCCAGUGAGAAGAAAAUCUUUACCUUUCCGUCUUUCGUAGUAAUUUAUUUUGAGUAGUAAACUUAAGCUUGUCAACUUCUAAAGUUUUUAAUUAUGUUAAGGCAUACCGAAACUAGUUACUAAAGUGUAGGCACUAAAAUUACGUCAACUUUUACUUAUUUGUGCUUUUUGCAAGUUGAAAUAUUUUCACGAAAUUAAAAGCAAUGUAAUAUUGAUAUUUUACCUCUUUGUUUGUAUCCUCUUUGAUUAAAUUUGAAAAAGGCCUAAACGUGUAUAAGAUAGGUCAAUGAAAAAAUAUCAGCAAGUUUUCAUGAAUAUUUUGAUUUAUUUGCAUUUUUCAACAUAUUAGUAUUUCGGUGUGCUGCUUGCUUUAUGUACGGUUUUGGUUUAUGAAUGAGCAUUUAAAAUGUUUUGAACCUAGCUAGUACAAUUAAAUUAACCUUUAACGGC